Messenger RNA from Heteronotia binoei (common prickly gecko), 3150 nucleotides. Its product is annotated as zinc finger protein 420-like. Gene Ontology annotation, molecular function: RNA polymerase II cis-regulatory region sequence-specific DNA binding; DNA-binding transcription factor activity, RNA polymerase II-specific. The annotation marks the transcript as partial. Gene Ontology annotation, biological process: regulation of DNA-templated transcription. The transcript has 3 exons. The record is from RefSeq and is a predicted model, not a curated record. Lineage: Eukaryota; Metazoa; Chordata; Lepidosauria; Squamata; Gekkonidae.
AUGUGUGUGUGGGUAGAGAAGAUCCGCUCGAUCCCCAAAGAAUAUCGGGACUUAUGCAAAGUGUUUAGUGAGGAGGAGGCUAAUGAACUGCCGCCUCACCGCAGCACCAACUGCGCCAUCGAGCUGAUUCCAGUUUCCUUUGAGGAGGUGGCUGUGUUUUUCACCGAGGCUGAGUGGGCCCUGCUGGAUCCAGACCAAAGAGAUCUCUACAGGGAAGUCAUGCUGGAGAACUAUGGGAAUGUGGCCUCUCUGGCAGAAGAUGUUGAAGAGCCAGUUGGGGAAUUUCAUGGGUUCCCACUGGAAAAAGCCAAGACUGAACAAGCUGAAGGAAACUUUAGGAACAGAGAUGAAUCACAGAGGCAGGAAGGAAAUUGUACAGCGAAACGGGGAGUUAAGACCAUUCCUUGCCAAGGAAGCAGCUUCCGUGAAAUCCCAGUCUCCAGCCGUCACCAAUGGACUCCUUCAGGAGUGAAACCAUUCAUGUGUUCCAAGAAUGAAAUGACAUUAACCGGUCGAACCAGGAGAAAUGCAUGUUUCCCAAACCACAGUAUAACGAAGGCAUAUAAAUGCCAUUAUUGUGAAAAGUACUUCAGAUACAGAACACAGCUGUUGGUACACCAAAGAAUACACACAGCACAGAAGCGUGUUGAAUUCUCAGAGUGUGGAAAGAUGCUCAGUAUGAAUUCCAGUUUACAAAAGCCACAAAGAACCCACAAACGGCAGAAGACUUUUCAAUGCUCAGAGUGUGGAAAGACAUUCAGUGCAAGUUCCAGUCUUCAAAAGCAUCUAAGAACCCACACAGGGGAGAAACCUUUUGAAUGCUCAGAGUGUGGAAAGAGAUUCAGUGAGAGGAGGAUUCUUCAACAGCAUCAGAUAACCCACACAGGGGAGAAACCUUUUCAAUGCUCAGAGUGUGGAAAGAGAUUCCACCGCAGUGGCCAUCUUCGACAGCAUCUAAGAACCCACACAGGGGAGAAACCUUUUGAAUGCUCAGAGUGUGGAAGGAGAUUCAGUGUGAAUUCCAGUCUUCAAGAGCAUCUAAGAACCCACAGAGGGGAGAAACCGUUUGAAUGCUCAGAGUGUGGAAAGAGAUUCAGUCAGCGUGGCGGUCUUCAGUAUCAUCAAAAAACUCACAGAGGGGAGAAACCUGUUGAAUGCUCAGAGUGUGGAAAGAGAUUCAGUCAGAAUAGUACUCUUCAACAGCAUCAGAGAAUCCACACAGGGGAGAAACCGUUUGAAUGCUCAGAGUGUGGGAAGAGAUUCAGUUGGAGUGCCACUCUUCAGCAGCAUCAUAGAACUCACACAGGGGAGAAACCUUUUGAAUGUUCAGAGUGUGGGAAGAAAUUCAGUCAGCGUGGUGGUCUUCAGUAUCAUCAAAGAACCCACACAAGGGAGAAACCUUUUGAAUGCUCAGAGAGUGGAAAGACAUUCAGUGCAAGUUCCAGUCUUCAAAAGCAUCUAAGAACUCACACAGGGGAGAAACAUUUUGAAUGCUCAGAGUGUGGAAAGAGAUUCAGUGAGAGGAGGAUUCUUCAACAGCAUCAGAUAACCCACACAGGGGAGAAACCUUUUCAAUGCUCAGAGUGUGGAAAGAGAUUCCACCGCAGUGGCCAUCUUCGACAGCAUCUAAGAACCCACACAGGGGAGAAACCUUUUGAAUGCUCAGAGUGUGGAAGGAGAUUCAGUGUGAAUUCCAGUCUUCAAGAGCAUCUAAGAACCCACAGAGGGGAGAAACCGUUUGAAUGCUCAGAGUGUGGAAAGAGAUUCAGUCAGCGUGGCGGUCUUCAGUAUCAUCAAAAAACUCACAGAGGGGAGAAACCUGUUGAAUGCUCAGAGUGUGGAAAGAGAUUCAGUCAGAAUAGUACUCUUCAACAGCAUCAGAGAAUCCAUACAGGGGAGAAACCGUUUGAAUGCUCAGAGUGUGGCAAGAAAUUCAGUCAGAAUAAUACUCUUCAACGGCAUCAGAGAAUCCACACAGGGGAGAAACCAUUUGAAUGCUCAGAGUGUGGGAAGAGAUUCAGUUGGAGUGCCACUCUUCAGCAGCAUCAUAGAACUCACACAGGGGAGAAACCUUUUGAAUGUUCAGAGUGUGGGAAGAGAUUCAGUCAGCGUGGUGGUCUUCAGUAUCAUCAAAGAACCCACACAAGGGAGAAACCUUUUGAAUGCUCAGAGAGUGGAAAGACAUUCAGUGCAAGUUCCAGUCUUCAAAAGCAUCUAAGAACUCACACAGGGGAGAAACAUUUUGAAUGCUCAGAGUGUGGAAAGAGAUUCAGUGAGAGGAGUUCUCUUCAACAGCAUCAGAUAACCCACACAGGGGAGAAACCUUUUCAAUGCUCAGAGUGUAGAAAGAGAUUCAGUCAGCGUGGCAAUCUUCAGAAGCAUUUAAGAACCCACACAGGGGAGAAACCUUUUGAAUGCUCAGAGUGUGGAAGGCGAUUCAGUGUGAAUUUCAAUCUUCAAGAGCAUCUAAGAACCCACAGAGGGGAGAAACCUUUUGAAUGCUCAGAGUGUAGAAAGAGAUUCAGUCAGCGUGGCAAUCUUCAGAAGCAUUUAAGAACUCACACAGGGGAGAAACCUUUUGAAUGUUCAGAGUGUGGGAAGAGAUUCAGUCAGCGUGGCGGUCUUCAGUGUCAUCAAAGAACUCACAGAGGGGAGAAACCUGUUGAAUGCUCAGAGUGUGGAAAGAGAUUCAGUCAGAAUAGUACUCUUCAACAGCAUCAGAGAAUCCAUACAGGGGAGAAACCGUUUGAAUGCUCAGAGUGUGGCAAGAGAUUCAGACAGAAUAGUAUUCUUCAAUGGCAUCAGAGAAUCCACACAGGGGAGAAACCGUUUGAAUGCUCAGAGUGUGGAAAGAGAUUCAGUCGGAGCAGCAAUCUUCAACAGCAUCAAAGAACCCACACAGGGGAGAAACCAUUUGAAUGCUCAGAGUGUGGCAAGAGAUUCAGUCACAGUGGCACACUUCAGAAUCAUUUAACAACCCACACAGGGGAGAAACCUUUUGAAUGUUCAGAGUGUGGGAAGAGAUUCAGUCAGCGUGGUGGUCUUCAGUAUCAUCAAAGAACCCACACAAGGGAGAAACCUUUUGAAUGCUCAGAGUGUGGGAAGAGAUUUAAUGUGAAUACCAGUCUUCAGUAUCAUCAAAGAACUCAC